Molecule: messenger RNA, 395 nt
Organism: Rotaria sp. Silwood2
Lineage: Eukaryota; Metazoa; Rotifera; Eurotatoria; Philodinida; Philodinidae
Source: the annotation of a GenBank genome assembly
AUGCUUUUAAUUGAACCAUUUAUUGACAAUCGAAUAUGGAUUUUUUCUCAAUCAGUUCGUAUGAAUUUUAUGCAUAAAAUAUUUGCAACUCGAAUUCGACUAUUUUCUUUUUGUCAAAAAUCAUCAAAUAUAAGUGCAGAAUAUAUUGCAUUAGAAGAAAUUGUUCGACUACAUGAUCCUCCAUUUUUUUUAUAUGAAAAACCAAGUCAAAUAGAAAUAAAUCAAUUUCGUUCGACAGCUAAACAAAUAUUUAAAAGAAUAUAUCCAAAACGUAAUAUACAAACAUGUAAAAUACAACCAAUCACGUUUGAAUAUAAUGGUCGAGCAGUACUUUCCUAUUCAAUACGUAAUGGAGAUAUGCAUGAUUGGAGAGAUACUAGUCAAAAAUUUCUUCU